Molecule: messenger RNA, 1011 nt
Organism: Aspergillus campestris IBT 28561
Lineage: Eukaryota; Fungi; Ascomycota; Eurotiomycetes; Eurotiales; Aspergillaceae
Product: nitrilase
Exons: 3
Coding region: 1-1011 (336 amino acids)
Molecular function (GO): catalytic activity
Source: RefSeq, a predicted model, not a curated record
AUGUCCAUCAAAAUAGCCAUCUCCCAAUCCCGCACCCUCUCCACAACAGCAACCACCCUCUCCGCCCUCUCCCACACCACCCACAAAGCCUCCAAGCAGGGUGUCCACCUCAUCCUCUUCCCAGAAGCCUACCUAGGCGGCUACCCCCGCACCUGCACCUUCGGCUCCGCCAUCGGCGCCCGCCACCCGCAAGGCCGCGACCAAUUCCUCGCCUACUUCCGCUCGGCGAUCGACCUCGGCGAUACGCCCGCCGGAGCGGGCGAGGAUUGGGUCGCGCGCCGGCUGCCGCUGCCGGAGGGGGGAGCGGGGGAGCGCGGGGAUGGCACGCGGGAGACGCUUGAGCGGGUUGCAAGGGAGACGGGGGUGUUUAUUGUGACGGGCGUGGUGGAGAGGGCGGGGGGAGUCUUUAUUGUGCGGUGCUUUAUGUGGAUCCUGUGCGCGGAUACAGGAUCCGAACGCCUCGUCUGGGCCCAAGGCUCCCCCAGCACCCUCCGCGCCAUCAGAACCCACCUCAACGGCGUCCCCGUGACGCUCGCCGCCGCUAUCUGCUGGGAGAACUACAUGCCGCUGCUGCGGCAGAGUCUGUACGCGCAGAACGUGACGAUCUAUCUGGCGCCGACGGCGGAUGCGCGCGAUACGUGGCUUGCGCUGAUGAGGACUGUUGCUGUUGAGGGGAGGGCGUUUGUGGUCAGUGCGAACCAGUGUGUUAGGUAUGGGGAGUUGCCGGAGUGGGUUGAUGGGGGUGGCACUGAACGACAGAUGGGUCAGGAUGAAUAUGCUUGCCGUGGAGGCUCGUGUAUUGUUGAUCCCCAGGGUGAGGUCCUUGCUGGGCCGCUGUGGGAGGUAUCUGCGGACGAUAAUCUCGACACGAUGGAUGGACUGCUCGUGUCCGAGAUAGACGUGCAAGACUGCGAGCGCGGUCGACUCGAUCUAGACGUCGCGGGGAGUUAUUCCCGGAGCGACUCGUUCAAGUUUAGUGUUGAGGGGCUGGAUUUGAAUCCGCCUGUUUAG